Molecule: messenger RNA, 3645 nt
Organism: Oncorhynchus nerka (sockeye salmon)
Lineage: Eukaryota; Metazoa; Chordata; Actinopteri; Salmoniformes; Salmonidae
Gene: polk
Product: polymerase (DNA directed) kappa
Exons: 15
Coding region: 315-3215 (966 amino acids)
Biological process (GO): error-prone translesion synthesis
Cellular component (GO): nucleus
Molecular function (GO): damaged DNA binding; DNA-directed DNA polymerase activity
Source: RefSeq, a predicted model, not a curated record
GUUAGGACAUCGCCGCUAUGCAGAAACUGUUCAAAAUACAUGAAACAGUUUGUGAUAUUUAAUUGUUUUAAUAAAUGAAUGGAUUAAUAUCACGUUAUUCAUAAAUCAACAACAUUUCAUCACCUGUUAAAAGUUUGUCGCUGGAUUUGUUUCUUGAAGGUUUUGUUUAUACGCGUGCUGCGUGGUUUUACAUCCGUAAACAAGGAAACUGCACCUCCCCCUAAUUGACGUAGAGUGCGGAAGCAAAUUCAGAACUCAAAACUGAAGAGGCAAAGGCAAAGAUUAUACUUUUACCGGUCUCACUUGAAGGAAGUAUGGCGACAGGGGGGACCUCCUCUUCCAGUGGGGAGGGCUUCCUCUCAAGAAUGGCCCUCAAUGACAACAAGGCUGGAAUGGAGGGCCUUAACAGGGACAAGAUUAACAAGAUCAUCAUGGAGUCCUCCAAGGGCUCCAGGUUCUAUGAGAACGAGCUGAAGAAGGAACAGCAGGUGAACCAGCGCAUUGAGAGGAUGAUGUUGCAGAAAGCACACAUCACUGAGCAACAGCUGAGCAAAGCGCAAGCACAGGUGGAGAAGAUGACCUCUGACCUGGAGAGGGGGCGUGACCUGAGCCGUGUGAUUGUGCAUGUGGAUAUGGAUGCCUUCUAUGCUGCGGUGGAGACGAGAGACUGUCCUUACCUGAUGGACAAACCCAUGGCCGUGGGCUCCAUGAGCAUGUUGUCAACAUCCAACUACCAUGCCAGGAAGUUUGGGGUUCGUGCCGCCAUGCCUGGCUUCAUCGCAAAGAAGCUCUGCCCAAACCUGGUUAUUGUUCCAACCAACUUUGACAAAUACAGAGCAGUGAGCGCUGAAGUCCGGGAGGUGUUUGCAGACUAUGACCCUCACUUCCUGCCCAUGAGUCUCGACGAAGCAUACCUGGACAUCAGUGACCACCUUGAGCAGAGGAGAGGCUGGCCAGAGGCCCUCCGUACCCACCGUCUCCACACCAACAACACUGGGACAGCUAGAGUUGAGGACCAUGGUGGCCUACAGGAGACAGUAGAGGUAGAGGGUUUGUCUCCUGUCCUGUUUGAGAACAGCCCCAGCUCCUCCCCCUGUCUGCAGGAUGCUGCUGGGGGAGAGGUGGAAGUGUUUGGGACCUGUGCCGAGGAGGCGGUAAGAGAGUUGCGCUUCCGCAUCGAGCAGAAGACCUCACUAACUGCCAGCGCAGGCAUUGCCCCAAAUAUGAUGCUGGCCAAGGUGUGUAGUGAUAAGAACAAACCCAACGGCCAGUACAGACUCCCCUCUAACCAACAGGCUGUCAUAGACUUCAUACAGGACCUGCCAGUCCGGAAGAUCUCAGGCAUUGGGAAGGUGACAGAGAAGAUGCUGGGAGCUCUAGGUAUCACCAGCUGUUCCCAUCUUGGCCAGGAGAUGGCGCUGCUGGCCCUGCUGUUCCCUGAGACGGCUUGGCAUCACUUCCUCCACAUCUCCAUGGGCCUGGGCUCCACACACAUCGAGAGGUGCUGGCGGGCAAGCAGAGGGGGGGACGGAGAGAGAAAAAGCAUGAGUACAGAGAGGACUUUUGGAGAGAUGGGUGCAUUAGAGGAGCAGUUCUCGCUGUGCAAGGAGCUGUGCCAAGACCUGGCUCUGGACCUGCAGAAGGAGGCGCUCAAGGGCAAGACGGUGACGUUGAAGCUGAAAAAUGUCAACUUUGAGGUGAAAACCAGAGCGUGGACGUUGCCGUGUGCUGUUGCUACGACGGAAGAGCUCUUUGCUGUCGCUAAGGACUUGCUGAAGACUGAGAUCGACAACGUCAGCCCCCAGCCACUGAGACUGAGGCUUAUGGGCGUUCGGGUUUCCAGUUUUGCCAGUGCUGACGACAAGAAACCCCUGCAGAAGAGCAUUGUGGGAUUUCUCCAUAAAAAACAGACUGACUCUAGUAGCACCUCCCAGAUCUCCUCCCACAAGCCUGUGAAAGAGCAUCCACCUAAGCCUCCAGGCCAGACUCAGUCCUCUGCCUGCCCUUCCAUGGUACAGCAGAGACAGGGGCAAGAGGGUCACGCCUGGGUACCCAGCCGGGGAGGGGUGGAGGUGGGCGGGACUGGGGAGAACCAGCAGUCCUUCUUGCAGAGAGCUCACGCCCAGAGGCUGCGACUGCAAGCUGAGAGAGAGGACCCACCAGAGAAGGGAGAUUGUAAUGGCUUCGAGACCAGACGGGGCCCAACCUCAUCGACCACCACCCCCGAAGGGACACAGACACACACUCCGAAGAAUACAAAUACAUCAGCAGAGACAGACAUCUCUAUGAGUGCAUUGACGGCUUCGGACAAAAUGACACAUGAACCUUCAGCCCAUGCAUCUACUUCAUCAUGCUGUUCAACAGAGCCAGAGUCAGGGACAGACAGUCUGACCUGCCCUGUAUGCUUCAGGGAGGUGAACACCACAGAGCUGACAGUCUUCAACAGACACAUUGACCAGUGUCUCAGUGGGGUUACUAUGGGGCAAAACAACCACACAGACACAGAGCUAGAGAGAGGCCCCAGUGUCUGUGAGGAGGAGGUGGAGAAAGAGAUAACUGGAGGGAAGAGGGAGGAGGGGCCGAUGGAGAAAGGAAGUAAGCUGCUCAGUAGGUGCGUGUUGGACUCAGUGAGCCUUCGAUUAGACUCAAGUGCAGGUGAUCAUACGGAGUCCACUACAGGUUUACUUCUAUAUGAGACGAGUACAGCUAAUAUUUCACUAAGCACUGUGGGCCUGAACCCUGUCUGCCUUAACACUUGUCCAAAUGGAGAUGUAUCUAUACAUAGAGCUAACACCCUGAAGGUUUCAUCUCAAAGUGACCCUCAUGUUCGGGUUUGUCUGUUGUCCCCCGGUGGCCCUCGGCCAAUGACUACGCCCAAGCCCGAAUCACGUGACCACAGAGGCCCCGCCCUCACCUGUCCAGUGUGUCAGGAGACCCAGGACACCAAUGACCUCACCCUUUUUAACCGACACGUUGACCUCUGUCUGAACCAGGAAGUCCUGCAUGAGCUUGGGGGACUGGCAUCUGUGGACCGCACCACCCACACCGCACCACCUGCUGCCCACAAAGAGCGAGAGCAGCACCUGCAGAGAGCGCCGCAGAAAGGCAAGAGCAAAAGGAGAGGCUUGUCUCCCCCACCCCCCUCUAAGAAGGCCAAAGCCCUGGGCCCAGCUUGGAACACUAUUGACAAGUUCUUCAGACGAUCCUGUGUAUGAAGUAUUAUGCUCAGACAGUGAUAAUGACUGACUGUUACCUUGAUCUCAGGUGAAUGGAGUGCUGGUGACCUCACUAGCAACCAUCCCUACCUACCUAGUACUUCUUGGAUUGCUGGGAAUUUGGGUUGCUCACUCAAGCAUUGAAGAUGCACUUCUUUCAAAAUAAAUACAUUUUUAUCUCUUGUGCAGUUUUUUUUUUUUAAGUAAUAAUGGUCAUAAGUUAGCAGGCAGAACCUUUGCAGGGGUUUUAGUGAAGGUAGUUGAUGCAAACCAGUACCAGUAUGAGAUGGUGUAUUUUUGCAUAAGAUAACUUAAAUAUAGGCAAUGUAUAAAAAAUAAAAAUCAAUUAAUAUUAUUGUAUUCAAAUUUCAUAGGCUAUUUUUCUUACGGAAAAUAAAACUUGCCACCACUGUAAAUGUGGCUCAAUGAA